CUACUUCUGCAGCUCCUACGACAACGGCAGCUCCUGCGACAACUGCAGUUCCUACGACAACUGCAGCUACUAUGACAACUGCAGCAACUACUACAACUGAAGCUACGACAACAACCACACCUUCCACUACAGCUACAACUGACGGUCCGACAACAACCACACCUACUACGACAGCUACAACUGAAGCUCCUACGACCACUAAAACGACAACUGCUGCUCCUGCGACAACUGGAGCACCUACUACGACCACUGCAGCGCCUACUAUGACAACUGUAGCUCCCACAACAACUACUUCUGCAGCUCCUACGACAACUGCAGCUCCUGCGACAACUGCAGUUCCUACGACAACUGCAGCUACUACGACAACUGCACCUACUACGACAACUGCAGCACCUACUACGACCACUGCAGCGCGUACUACGACAACUGUAGCUCCCACAACAACUACUUCUGCAGCUCCAUCGACAACUGCAGCUCCUGCGACAACUGCAGUUCCUACGACAACUGCAGCUACUACGACAACUGCACCAUCUACGACAACUGCAGCACCUACGACAACUGGAGCACCUACUACGACAACUGCAGCACCUACUACGACCACUGCAGCGCCUACUACGCCAACUGUAGCUCCCACAACAACUACUUCUGCAGCUCCUACGACAACUGCAGCUCCUGCGACAACUGCAGUUCCUACGACAACUGCAGCUACUACGACAACUGGAGCACCUACUACGACAACUGCAGCACCUACUACGACCACUGCAGCGCCUACAACGACAACUGUAGCUCCCACAACAACUACUUCUGCAGCUCCUACUGCAGCUACUACGACAACUGCACCAUCUACGACAACUGCAGCACCUACGACAACUGGAGCACCUACUUCUGCAGCUCCUACGACAACCUCAACUGCAACACCUUCUACAACUGCAGCUCCUACAACCACUAUGACUGCAGCAACUACUACGACAACCACAACUGCACCUACUGCUACAACUACAACUGCAGAUCCUACUACAACAUUAGUUGUAGUUUCAAGCACUGCAGCAGUUGAACCUGCAACAACUGUAGGUCCUACUACAACAACUGUAGCUCCUAAAACAGCUACAACUGCAGCAACUACUACAACUGAAGCUACGACAACAACCACACCUUCCACGACAGCUACAACUGACGCUCCUACAACAACCACACCUACUACGACAGCUACAACUGAAGUUCCUACGACCACUACAACAGCAGGACCUGCAACAACAACUGCAGCUCCUGCGACAACUGGAGCUCCUGCGACAACUGCAGCUACUGCAACAACUGCAGCUCCUACGACAACUGCAGCACCUACAACGACAACUGCAGCACCUACGACCACUAUGACUGCAGCAACUACUACGACAACCGCAACUGCACCUACUGCUACAACUACAACUGCAGAUCCUACGACCACUACAACAGCAACACCUGCAACUACUACGACAACUGCAGCACCUCCUACGAUAGCUGCAGCUUCUGCGAUGUCCAAAACAGCUCAAACAAUGACAACUGCCGAUCCUACAACAAUAUUUGUUGCUCUUACGACAAAUAUAACUGGAGAACUUAAAGCAACAUCUGUAGCUCCUUCAACAAUACUAUAUGUAGCUCCUACAACUACUACAACUGAAGCUCCGACAACAACAACAACUACUACGACAGCUACAACUGCAGCACCUACAAUGACAACUGCAGCUUCUAUUACAACUGCAGCACCUACUAUGAUAACUGCAGCACCUAUUACGACAACUGCAGCACCUAUUACGAAAACUGUAGCUCCUACAACAACUACUUCUGCAGCUCCUACGACAACUGCAGCUCCUGCGUCAACUGCAGUUCCUACGACAACUGCAGCUACUACGACAACUGCACCAUCUACGACAACUGCAGCACCUACGACAACUGGAGCACCUACUAUGACAACUGCAGCACCUACUACGACCACUGCAGCGCCUACCACGACAACUGUAGCUCCCACAACAACUACUUCUGCAGCUCCUACGACAACGGCAGCUCCUGCAACAACUGCAGUUCCUACGACAACUGCAGCUACUACGACAACUGCAGCACCUACGACAACGGCAGCACCUACGACAACUGGAGCACCUACUACUACAACUGCAGCAUCUACUACGACCACUGCAGCGCCUACUACGACAACUGUAGCUCCUGCGACAACUGCAGUUCCUACGACAACUGCAGCUACUACGACAACUGCACCAUCUACAACAACUGCAGCACCUACGACAACUGGAGCACCUACUACGACAACUGCAGCACCUACUACG
Oncorhynchus tshawytscha (Chinook salmon) is the source of this 2315-nucleotide messenger RNA. RefSeq names its product mucin-5AC-like. The transcript is spliced from 3 exons. The record is from RefSeq and is a predicted model, not a curated record. NCBI's taxonomy places the organism in Eukaryota, Metazoa, Chordata, Actinopteri, Salmoniformes, Salmonidae. The annotation marks the transcript as partial.